ACCCCUUCCUAAAAAUGGAAAAAGAAAUGAUAAAGAAAGGAGGGGAAGAGCGUUGAGCUCUCAGUCACACACAUUUUCCUCACUCAGCAUUAUAACUUACACACACACACACGCACUCUUACUUACACACCCCGCUUGGUUGAAUGCCGAGCGUCCACCGCCCUGCAGCUCCCAAAUCUCAGACUCACCACUCCCCUCCCUCUCUUUUUCACUGAAACCCAAAACCCCCCCAACCCCCCAAACAAAGAAACCCAAAAAAAAAGAAAAAAGAAAAAGCUUAUAAUGACGGACGGCCGAAUCAUCAUCGUCCCUCAGUCAGCUGCUCAGAAAAACGAGCUGGGCGGAGCUGUCGCCUUGGAGAGGGACAGAGUGGCGGCCAGUGCCACGGCUAGGAAGCUGCCCGGCGGAGGGACGAGGCCGGAACCGGGGCGGGACCUGGUCGCGGCAGCCGGGGCCGGCGUCGGGGUGCACAGGAAGAAGCGGAACAUGGCCCGGCAGAGGCGUCCCGCCAUCAAGUUCCUCUCAUUUGCCAACUCCUGCAACUCGUCCUCCUCCUCGUCUUCGCACGUGCCACCUGAGCCCUCCCCUGCCCCCGCACGUGGACUGGAUCCAAGGAGGUUGCGUUUUCUUUUUGAGAAGGAACUCAAGAACAGUGAUGUCGGAUCACUCCGAAGAAUGAUUCUCCCAAAGAAAGCAGCAGAAGCUCAUCUGCCAGUCCUCGAGUCCAAGGAGGGGAUACCUAUCAGCAUGCACGACAUAGACGGUCUCCAUGUCUGGAGCUUCAAAUACAGGUUCUGGCCUAAUAACAACAGUAGAAUGUAUGUACUCGAAAAUACAGGAGAUUUCGUCAAUACACACGGGUUGCAGCUUGGGGACUUCAUUAUGGUGUACCAAGAUGAUGAAAACCAAAAUUACGUAAUUCAAGCUAGGAAGGCUUCCGAUGAAGAGGAUGUCUACAGAGACAUUGCCAAGAGCACAAUCAACGACCUCUGCCUCCAAGAUAACUAUGACCAAGAAAACAAGGUUAGCUCCUUCAACUACGAGUACUACCCGAUCAUCGAUGAUGUGGGCAUGUCCUUCAUAUACGACACAACCUUCUCGAGCGACUCCCCUCUUGAUUUCUUGGGAGGAUCUAUGACCAACUUCACCCGUAUCGGGCCGCCCGAGAGCUUUGGGUCCGUCGAGAACUUGUCACUCGACGACUUCUACUGAUGUCUCUUCCAAAGAAGUCCGCUAAAAAGAAGCUACAUUUUGUGCCGUAAGAAGAAAGGGGAAGAAAUCGCAUACGUGUGAUCACGGACUGGUCUAAGGGAGACUUUUUGUGUGUUUGCGCUUAUUCGACAUCGAGUUCAAUGGCACUCACGAAGUUAACUCCUUUUUGAAUCUCAUCCUUAGGUAUAAAGAGAUCGACGACAAAGUGUGUAUGUAAUUAUGCACAUGCUCGUGCUAAAUCAGUUUAUGUUUUGAACUAGAUAAGAAAUAACGAAGUGCCAAACUCUUUCGACUUA
This is a messenger RNA of Punica granatum (pomegranate), 1508 nucleotides long. Lineage: Eukaryota; Viridiplantae; Streptophyta; Magnoliopsida; Myrtales; Lythraceae. The record is from RefSeq and is a predicted model, not a curated record.